This is a messenger RNA of Ipomoea triloba (trilobed morning glory), 2660 nucleotides long. RefSeq names its product transcription factor MYC2-like. NCBI's taxonomy places the organism in Eukaryota, Viridiplantae, Streptophyta, Magnoliopsida, Solanales, Convolvulaceae. The coding region runs from base 161 to 2140 and encodes 659 amino acids. Gene Ontology annotation, cellular component: nucleus. Gene Ontology annotation, biological process: regulation of DNA-templated transcription. The record is from RefSeq and is a predicted model, not a curated record. The transcript has a single exon. Gene Ontology annotation, molecular function: DNA-binding transcription factor activity; protein dimerization activity; transcription cis-regulatory region binding.
CCAUAUCUUCUCUUUUCUCUCAUCUCCACCACUCUCUUACUCUCAACUCUCUCUCUCUCUCUCUCUCUAGAAAUACAGUGAGAGCAGACUUCACUGCUCGGUUUCUUGAAAAUCCGGCGAGAAUUUUUUCACUGUGAAUCUCAAGUUCUCCGAUUGUUGGAUGACGGACUAUAGGCUGCCGUCGACGAAUCUCUGGGCCGCCACGGCGGCCGGCGCCGCCGGCGAUGACGCUUCCAUGAUGGAGGCGUUCUUGUCCUCCGAUAUGCCCCAGUUUUGGCUCCCGCCGUCUAGUAAUAAUACCACCACCGCCAUCAACGCCGCCGGGUCGGCGGCGAUGAAUACGACAACUUCUCACGCACCGUCUCACGCGCCACCGGUGACGGCGGCGUUCAACCAGGAGACGCUGCAGCAGCGGCUGCAGACGCUGAUCGACGGCGCGCAGGAGAGCUGGACGUACGCGAUUUUCUGGCAGAGCUCCGUCGACGAUUUCGCGGCGCAGGCGUUUUUGGGGUGGGGCGACGGGUACUAUAAAGGGGAGGAGGACAAGGCGAAGCGGAGCAAGAAAGGGUCGUCGCCGGCGUCGAUAGCGGAGCAAGAGCACCGGAAAAAGGUCCUCCGGGAGCUCAAUUCUUUAAUCUCCGGCCCGGCCUCCACCGACGACGCCGUCGACGAGGAAGUCACGGACACCGAGUGGUUCUUCUUAGUCUCCAUGACCCAAUCAUUCAUGACCGGUUCGGGCCUCCCGGGCCAAGCCUUCUACACAUCGAACCCGGUCUGGCUCGCUGGACCGGAACGGCUCGCUAGCUCGGUCUGCGAACGAGCCAGACAGGCCCAGGGGUUCGGGCUCCAAACCAUGGUGUGUAUCCCGUCGGCGAACGGCGUCGUAGAGCUCGGAUCGACGGAGGUGAUUUUUCAGAGCACAGAUUUGAUGAACAAAGUCCGGGUUUUGUUCAAUUUCAAUAACCCCGAUUUGGGUUCCCUCUCCGCCUCCGGCUCCUGGGCGGCGGCGCCGGAAAACGACCCGUCGGCGCUCUGGCUCACCGACCCCGGCGUGGAAGUUAAAGAUUCCGUCAACACAAACGUCCAAGCAAACUCCUUUCCCUCCUCAAUCACCAAGCAAAUCGUGUUCGGAAACGAAAACCCAAAUCCAGAAACCGUCCAAACCCAAAACAAUUCCCAGCUUUUCCCCCGAGGAUUAAAUUUCUCCGAGUUCGGCCUCGACGGCGCCGCCGUCAGAAACGAAACGACGUCGCUUUCCUGCAAGAGAGAGUCCGGGGAGAUCUUGAAUUUCGGUGAAAACGCCGUUAAAAGAAGCGCCUGCACCGGAAACGGGAACGACGCCAUUUUUCCCGGCCAGUUUCCGGCGACCGACGAGAACAAAACCAAGAAAAGAACAACCACUUCCCGGGGGAGCAACGACGAGGGGAUGCUUUCUUUUGUUUCCGGCGUGGUGGUGCCGGCCGCCGCCGCCGCCGGAGGCGACUCCGACCACUCAGAUCUCGAAGCCUCGGUGGUGAGAGAAGCCGACAGCAGCCGGGUGGUGGAGCCGGAAAAACGGCCGAAGAAGCGCGGCCGGAAACCGGCGAACGGCCGGGAAGAGCCGCUGAACCACGUAGAAGCGGAGAGACAACGGCGGGAGAAACUAAACCAGAGAUUCUACGCGCUACGCGCCGUCGUGCCCAACGUUUCAAAAAUGGACAAAGCGUCCCUCCUCGGCGACGCUAUUUCGUACAUAAACGAAUUAAAAUCGAAGCUCCAAUCCACCGAGUCCGCCCAGGAAGAUCUGAAAACCCAAUUGGAAUCCUUAAAGAAAGAACUCUCAACCCGAGAAUCCGGCCGACCCGACCCGCCGCCGACCGACCCGCCCCCCAAACUCGCCGGCAAAAUCGUGGAUAUCGACGUGGACGUGAAAAUAAUCGGCUGGGACGCUAUGAUUAGAAUACAAUGCAGCAAAAAGAACCACCCGGCGGCGCGUCUAAUGGUGGCGCUUAAAGACCUCGACCUCGACGUCCACCACGCCAGCGUGUCCGUGGUCAACGAUUUAAUGAUCCAACAAGCCACGGUCAAGAUGGGCAGCCAUGUUUACAACCAAGAAGAGCUCCGCUUAGCUCUAACUUCAAGCAUCACUUCAAAUCGUUAAAAUCCCGGGCCAGUAUUGGCCCGGGCAAUCUGUCACACAAAAAUCAACCGAGGGCCACUGGUCCAACUAAUCAAGGGCCAAUGGUCCGAGCAAUUUAGAACCUGUGUUGAUUUCCGUGGUUGAUUCCCGUGGCUGUCUCUCGACUCAAUUUCUAUGACUGAUUCCUGUUGCAGUCUCUCAUGGCAGAUUGCAGUGGCUGAUUUCCGUGGCUGAUUCUCGUGGCUGUCUCCCAUGAUCCAGUGCUUGUAUCACCCGAACAUCUAUGUGUUAGAUGCAUCUGUAUUAUAUAUUUGUUAUGAACUUAUGAUGAUCAGACAAAUAGACAGAAGGGCUGUUUAAGUAUGCUUUAGUGGGUAUAUAUUGUUGUUAGACUAUUUUAGUUCUGUUUUAUUGAUUUUAAGUUCUAAUUCCGGACUCCAUUAAUGUCUAGUCUUUGUGAAUUCUGUGGUGCAUUUGUACAUAUCAAAUUUCUGCAGAAUUGUAUAGAGAUGAGAUGAAGUUCAAUCCUCCAUUGUUGUUA